Messenger RNA from Centrocercus urophasianus (Greater sage-grouse), 1249 nucleotides. RefSeq names its product translocase of inner mitochondrial membrane 50 (gene TIMM50). The transcript is spliced from 10 exons. Lineage: Eukaryota; Metazoa; Chordata; Aves; Galliformes; Phasianidae. Gene Ontology annotation, molecular function: phosphoprotein phosphatase activity. The record is from RefSeq and is a predicted model, not a curated record. Bases 1 to 1077 code for a protein of 358 amino acids.
AUGGCGGCGACGGCGGCGGCGCGUGGGGCCCGCAUCGCCCUCGCGGCCCACCGGGCCCUCGCCGCGCUGAGUCGCGCCGUGAGCAGCAGCGGUGCGGGCACUUCCGGUACGGAAGCGGUGCUGCAGGAACGGCUACGGCAGCAGCAGGCGGGCCUGGAGGGAACCCCGGGGCGGCCGAACCCCGGUAAUGAGGAGGAGGAGCAGCGGAGGAAGCAGCGUUUGGCGGCCGUUCGGCGGCUGGCCCUGCGGCUGGCGGGGCUGCUGGGUGCCGGUACCGGCAUCACCAUCAUCUACAUCUUCGGCAGCAACGCUGUGGAUGAACACGGAGCCAAGGUCCCCGAUGAGUUUGAUGGUGACCCUGUGGGCAUCCAGCAGCUCCGCAGGACAUAUAAGUACUUCAAGGACUACAGGCAGAUGAUCAUCGAGCCCACCAGUGCCAAGCUGCUGCCAGACCCUCUGCGUGAGCCCUACUACCAGCCGCCCUACACUCUGGUCAUCGAGCUCACCGACGUCUUGCUGCACCCCGAAUGGUCGCUCAUCACUGGCUGGCGUUUCAAGAAGCGUCCGGGCAUCGACAGCCUCCUGCAGCAGCUCGCGCCGCUCUACGAGAUCGUCAUCUUCACCUCCGAAACGGGCAUGGUGUGUGCAGCCAUGGGGAAGGGGCUGAAGCCCAAAGGUGGCCCUUCUCUGUCCCCUAUCCACCCCCAGGACAUCUCCUGCCUCAACAGAGAUCCUGCCAAGGUGGUGGUGGUGGACUGCCGCAAGGAAGCCUUCUGCCUGCAGCCCUACAACGGCCUGGCGCUGCGCCGCUGGGACGGCAGCUCCGAUGAUCGCGCCCUCUACGACCUCACUGCUUUCCUCAAAACCAUUGCCCUCAGUGGUGUUGAAGACGUGAGGAGCGUGCUGGAGAACUACGCGCUGGAGGACGAUCCGCUGGCGGCUUUUAAACGCCGCCGGUCGCAGCUGGAGGAGGAGGAGCAGCAGCGUUUGGCUGAGAUGGCGCAGGGCAAGAAGCCGACGGGGCUCUUCCUGGGUGCCCUGGCCGGCCGUCUCUGGGCACGUUCCAAGCAGCAGUGAUGGCCCAAGAUGUUGUCAUCGUGUCACCGGGACGUUGUCAUCGCGUUUACUGCAUGCUUGGACUUGACUGGUGGUCCUGGCGCUGUGUCUGAGCUACAUUUCUUUUUUGUUGUUGUUGUUUUGUUAUUUUGGGAGGUUUGGCUCCGCGAGGGUGAAUAAAGGGUUACGUGGA